This is a messenger RNA of Colletotrichum costaricense, 633 nucleotides long. RefSeq lists its product as uncharacterized. The annotation marks the transcript as partial. The record is from RefSeq and is a predicted model, not a curated record. Lineage: Eukaryota; Fungi; Ascomycota; Sordariomycetes; Glomerellales; Glomerellaceae. The transcript has 2 exons.
UGCCAUCAUAAUGUACGGAAACAGCAAACUCACGUCAACCCAACUCCGCCUGCGAGACGAAGCAGUCUUUCUCUAUGCACAGCCCUGGGGGGGGGGGGGAUCCUCCAUGCAGUCGGGUCGAACAGGCGACUCGCAUGCGACAUGCCCUUGGCCGCCGCCUUAUCGCGUGGCACUCUCUGGGCGGGUGCCGUUGGUGGGUGUGGCAGCACUUGCAGGCUGCAUCUUAGGUUCUCUCUCGUAGAGAAAAUAUUCCGCGAUCCCCAGUAUCCGUACGCGAUUUCGACCACGGCCGUGCUUCUUUACCCGUCGGCGUCAAGUUUAUGCCACGGCCCCCUUUGCGAGCCAUGCUCCCUCCUCGCUGGUGUACGGAGUAGCUGCUUUUCCUUUUACCCCUCAUCUCUCGCCCUGGUAUCCCUUCCCUUCUCUUUUUGCUCGCUCACCCGCCAAAUUCCAAGUGACAAUGUCAUGAAUGCCCGAACCCGGAAGUGCGGACAAAAUUCAUGCGGAGGGCAAGCCAACCUGGUCAUGGAAAACCCGGGAACCCACAACUGUGAGCAACGAACACUGAGCAGUGUGGGAACUGCAGUAGCUGGACUUAAGGGAGAGGAGCCGGUAGCCGUAAGGUUUAAUUAA